AGCAGCCUGCGGACGGUUUGGGUGUGCAGUCUGAGGAAGGUAACAUAGAGCGGGGACAUGCUGGGGCUGGGAGCCGGAGGGGCAACCAAGUCCCCCAAGACGCCAUCAUUCGUGUCCUACUUAACCCCCGAGGAGAUCAUUGUAAAAGAUGUGCCAACACAGCCACUGCCAAAGACGAAUUGUCUGCCACUGCUACAAGGAGAACUGUUGAUGUGCGAGGCCAACACAGUGUUAAAAUGUACUCAGGAUGAAGGAUCCCAGCGAGGGGUCUAUGGAAGACUGAUCUGCACAAACCUAAAGAUCACUUUCCUUUGCGAUGAGGUGCCUGACGAUAACAUUCCAGAAUUCAAAAACAAGAUUGUGGGUGAAAAUGAUAUAACUCUUCAAUGCGUGGACCAGUUGUAUGGAGUUUUCGAUGAUAAAAAGAAAGUUCCCAUUAAUAAAACAGUGCUUACAAAGUACCCAGAAAGACUAAUUAUCUACUGCAAAGACUUCCGUGUUUUUCAUUUCUGCCUUAGCUACGUAAAGGAAGAGGAAGUUAAAAGGAUUGUCAGUGGGAUAAGCCACUACGUUCUAAGCCCUAAGGGUUUGAAACAUCUCUUUCUGUUUACAUAUGCAGCAAACGUACCUCGUUAUGCAGCUACCUGUACAAAGGAGCAAACCAUAAUGUUUGAAUCAAGCAGUGACUGGAUGAUGGAGUUAGAGCGGACCAAAGCAAAACUGAAUUACAAAGUGUGCUCUGCCAACGAAUAUUACAGAAGAUCAAAAGGGUUACCACAACAUUUUGUCGUUCCUGUUUCUUUGCCUGAGGACAUCAUGUUUACAUUCCAGGGAAAAGGGAUUCCUAUUUGGUGCUGGUCUUGUCAGAAUGGUUCAGCCAUUUUAAAAAUGUCUUCUCUUCAAGAUGUGGAUGAUGGGAACAUGCAAGCACAAAAAGCCUUCUUGGACAGAGUAGAGAAGACACUUCACAGACCUCCUUAUGAAGAAGUCCGAAUUGAGGAUCUGUCUGCCAGUCUCCCAUCACUCUCUGAAAUCCAGACGUCUUACAAUCGAUUUAAACAGCUGUUUCUCAUAGACAAUUCAUCUGACUUUUGGGAUUCUGAUUUAAAAUGGUUCACCUUGCUGGAUACCUCCAAUUGGCUAGAAAUCGUAAGGCAGUGCCUGAAAAAAGCAAUUGAAGUCAUUGAAUAUUUAGAUACCCAAAAAAUAAAUGUUGUUCUUAAAGAAGAUACUGGCUCUGAUUUCUGCUGUGUAAUCUCCAGCCUGGUUCAAAUAAUGAUGGACCCAUACUACCGCACAAUGCAUGGUUUCCAGAGCCUAAUUCAGAAAGAGUGGGUAAUGGGUGGGCACUGCUUCCUGGACAGGUGCAAUCAUCUGCGGAAAAAUGAUAAUGAGGCACCGGUGUUCCUUUUGUUUUUGGACUGCGUGUGGCAGUUAAUACAACAAUAUCCUCUUGCGUUUGAAAUCUCCGAGACGUAUCUCACAGUAUUGUCCGACAGCAUCAAUAUACCAAUCUUUAGCACAUUCUUCUUCAAUUCACCGUAUCAAAAAUAUGAGAAUAGAUGGGCAGAGGAAGGACAGCCUAGACAGGACGAACCUUUACGUUUUUACAACGUCUGGGACUGGUCUGUUCAAUUUGAGCUUAAAGCACUUUCAUUUUUAACCAAUCCUUUGUAUGUGGAGAAGUCAAAACAUGAAAAACAACUACGAAAGGCUCAACGGUCAAAGCACAUUCGGCAGCUCUCUCUUCCACUUACCCAGUCUAAGCCUUCAAAUAAAAAAGGAUUCUUCAGAGAUGAAACCGGACCAUUUAUUAAAAAUCUGCUGGGGAAAAGGAUUAGUAAAUUAAUCAGCAACUCUGAUGACGUGCCAGGUACUUACCGGGCAUUUUAUGAGAACUGGCACAGGAAGCCUGUGGACUUUCAUGGUCUGAUCUUGCCACACAUUGAUGGGCCUGAUAUACGUAUUUGGGCACAGCGCCACCUGCGCUGGAUUCCGGAGGCCCAGGUUCUUGGUGGGGGAAACGUUUCCACCAUGCAGAGAAUUUUGGAGUUAAUGGAAGAAAUACAGAGUUUAAAGAAGAAAAUAAAAGAAAAGCCUUUGCAUGACCACUCUUCUAGCAAGGAAACAGAGGUUGAUACCAGACGCAAGAGAUCUGUUAGGCGGUCAUCCCUAUACCCAUUUGCAAUGCUUCAUAUAAGCUCAUUUAGACCUGCCAUUGCCACGACCACAUGGCGAAGUUGGGAUGGGGAGGACGAACUUGUGAAUAGGGAAGAUGAACUUGUAGAUGUAGAGGAAUUUGGAUAUUUAUAAACAAACAAAACAAAAAACCCCAGUGAUAAAAUUUGGCCUUCACGAUCUGUAUACAAUGAUUAAUCUGACUGAAGCAAUGUGCACAGUCCUGGCUCAUUUAUAAUUUAUAUCUAUAGCUUUCAUUUAAAUAUUAAAAAAAAAAAAACCUUUUU
Messenger RNA from Pelobates fuscus (common spadefoot toad), 2465 nucleotides. It is a transcript of the gene MTMR12, whose product is annotated as myotubularin related protein 12. The record is from RefSeq and is a predicted model, not a curated record. The transcript is spliced from 16 exons. Gene Ontology annotation, biological process: phosphatidylinositol dephosphorylation. The coding region runs from base 58 to 2313 and encodes 751 amino acids. Gene Ontology annotation, cellular component: membrane; cytoplasm. Lineage: Eukaryota; Metazoa; Chordata; Amphibia; Anura; Pelobatidae. Gene Ontology annotation, molecular function: phosphatidylinositol-3-phosphate phosphatase activity.